AUGUCUUCCGCAAUCGACGAUACUCCCAUCUCGCCCAUCCUCAACUCCACAACCAAUCAGCAACGCCGUGACUCUCUGGAGAAGCACCUCCAGACCCGCCCGGAGCUACAGGACCUGAAGGACCGGCACAUUUUGCUGAAUACCAGUGUUGCUCCCGGUCUCCAAGCCGCACAGGCAGAACUCGCCCGGCAGCAAGCAACCGAUAGUCUCCGGAAACAUCUCGAAAAACGCCCCGAGCGCGAUGAACUAGUUGAUCGAAACAUCCUCCCCGUCCGCCCCGAUGUGGCGCCUGCGCUCCAAGCUCACGCAAAAGAACUAGAGAAGCACAUGCUCGCCGACAACUUGGAGCACAAGAUCAAGGAAAGACCUGAUCCGGAUCAAUUGAUCGAAAAGGGUAUUCUUGAUAACAGUGAGGAUCCAAGGAGCCCUUCUGAGUAA
Messenger RNA from Talaromyces amestolkiae, 438 nucleotides. RefSeq lists its product as uncharacterized. The transcript has 3 exons. Lineage: Eukaryota; Fungi; Ascomycota; Eurotiomycetes; Eurotiales; Trichocomaceae. The record is from RefSeq and is a predicted model, not a curated record. Bases 1 to 438 code for a protein of 145 amino acids.